UAUUGCUUGGUCUUCAAGACUAGCUUUAUUCCUUCAUAUUCUUUUCGUGGCCGAGCAGUUUAGUUGUUUAUGAUUAUUCAUGGUUUUGUGAAUGCAGGGGUAAGCAGAGAUGAAGAGACACUUUUGCGGACAGUUUAUCUAAAUAAGUUGCCUGACAAAUUUCCUGAAGGAUCUCGAGUUUUUGUGGUAGAUUCAAUGUUGGCAACAGGUGGCAUAAUUGUGGCAGCACUUAACCUCUUAAAGGAAUGUGGAAUUGAGAACAAGCACUCAUGUGUAUUGAAGAUUUUGGAGGGAUGGAAACUAUAUACACUCACGUGUAUGGGUUUGAUACUCGGGUGUCUGUUAUAGUUGUACUUAGUACAACACACAAUAAUGUAUUAACAUCGUUUCCGUUGUUGGACUUUGAAUACAUUUUUAGUAUGACAUACGAUAGCAUAUUUAGCUUUAUAUUUAUAUUUG
Messenger RNA from Theobroma umbraticum, 459 nucleotides. Lineage: Eukaryota; Viridiplantae; Streptophyta; Magnoliopsida; Malvales; Malvaceae. The record is from RefSeq and is a predicted model, not a curated record.